Aplysia californica (California sea hare) is the source of this 229-nucleotide messenger RNA. Its product is annotated as prolyl 4-hydroxylase subunit alpha-3. Gene Ontology annotation, cellular component: endoplasmic reticulum. The record is from RefSeq and is a predicted model, not a curated record. Gene Ontology annotation, molecular function: protein binding; procollagen-proline 4-dioxygenase activity. Lineage: Eukaryota; Metazoa; Mollusca; Gastropoda; Aplysiida; Aplysiidae.
AUUUUACAACAAAAGAAUUCAGCAGAUUCGCUCUCGAAAUGUCACCAAAACUCUUCGGCGCCUCUCUCACCCCAACAGCAUAUUCAGUCUUAUACAGACUUUUGCCGACGAUUACAGACCCUUGAGGAAAAUCUCGGCUCGCUGGCCCAAAAACGCCGAAGCUGUACUGGACAAGAUGGCGAACGACGAGGACGUCAACGGGGCUCGCCUGUCUCUCAUACGGCUUCAG